Mangifera indica (mango) is the source of this 607-nucleotide messenger RNA. RefSeq names its product wound-induced protein 1-like. The record is from RefSeq and is a predicted model, not a curated record. The coding region runs from base 55 to 534 and encodes 159 amino acids. NCBI's taxonomy places the organism in Eukaryota, Viridiplantae, Streptophyta, Magnoliopsida, Sapindales, Anacardiaceae. The transcript has a single exon.
ACUCUUCCUCCAUUACCCUAAACACAAAGUAUUCUUUUAAAACAACAUCAUUUGAUGUGUAUUUCAGCACUGGAGAAGCGUCUGGAGCUAGAAGAAAUAAACAAAAGGCUAGUCACAACCCUAUACGAUGCCUUGAACGCUCGUGAUGUUGAUACCGUGCAUCGCUUGUUAACUCCUGAUCUUGAGUGGUGGUUCCACGGCCCUCCGAGCCACCAGCAUUUGAUGCGCAUACUCACUGGAUCAUCGUCAGACGACAGUUGUUUCAUUUUCGUGCCUCACUCCAUAGUUGCCUUCGGAUCAACGGUCAUCGUCGAGGGCUAUAACAAAGAACUCUCGGUUUGUUGGGUGCAUGCAUGGACUGUAAGUGAUGGGAUAAUUUCUCAGGUAAGAGAAUACUUCAACACUUGGGUUACAGUCGCUCGUUUUGGCGACACAGGGGCAUCCCCGGAUUUGAGCAUAUGUAGUUACCAAAGCGUCUGGCAAAGCAAGCUUUGUGAUGAUAAAUCUGUGCCUGGUCUUGUGUUGGCACUUUAAGUUAAUAAAUCUGAAGGCAGUGAUAUUGUAAUCAAAAUCCUGGACUAUUUUAUAUAAUAUUGUACUUGUGUUA